This is a messenger RNA of Varanus komodoensis (Komodo dragon), 627 nucleotides long. It is a transcript of the gene ATP5MC1, whose product is annotated as ATP synthase membrane subunit c locus 1. The coding region runs from base 101 to 508 and encodes 135 amino acids. The record is from RefSeq and is a predicted model, not a curated record. Lineage: Eukaryota; Metazoa; Chordata; Lepidosauria; Squamata; Varanidae. Gene Ontology annotation, biological process: proton transmembrane transport; proton motive force-driven ATP synthesis. The transcript is spliced from 5 exons. Gene Ontology annotation, molecular function: proton transmembrane transporter activity.
CGUCCCGUGAGCCACCGGGGUUUGGCCGGGUAGCGUUCUUUGCGUCGCGGUGGCCAAUAGGAGCGGAGGACGCUGUGGAACACUGGCAAGGAUAAUCAGAAUGCAGACUCCAGUAGCUCUCUUGGCUUCGCCAGCUUUGUUUCGCUGCUGUUCCCGAGCUCUGACCAGGCCAGCUUCCCUGUCUAUAUUCAGCAGGCCAGAACCUCAGUCUGUGCAGCUCUUCGGCAUUUCAAAUCGUCAGCUGGCUUACCGGGAAUUCCAAACUAGUGCCGUCUCCCAUGACAUUGAUACGGCUGCUAAAUUCAUUGGUGCUGGGGCAGCUACAGUGGGGGUAGCCGGCUCAGGAGCUGGCAUUGGGACAGUGUUUGGCAGUUUAAUCAUCGGUUUUGCCAGGAACCCAUCCCUUAAGCAGCAGCUGUUUUCUUAUGCUAUCCUGGGUUUUGCCCUUUCGGAGGCCAUGGGGCUGUUCUGUUUGAUGGUGGCAUUCCUCAUUUUGUUCGCCAUGUGAAAGCCUUGGAACCAUGCUGCAGCUGCUGUCUCUGUCCUCUCUGGUUUGAGCCUGCCUCCCUUGCCCAGGGUGUUCACACAUUUAAACAAACUUUCUCUAAAUAAAUAAGAUUCAAGUUU